GUAUAAUCUCGUUAUCGCAUUCACUACGAAGUUGUUCAUUGUGAUAUUGUGCGUCGGACAAACAUACAGAAAGAUCGUUUAUCAACUUAUAGUGUAAUAUACGAAAAUGUGGACACCAAUAUUCUUCCUAUCCAUAUUAAUAAACAUAAACUGCCAUAUUAUAAACAAGAGAGAAGCACUAGACGACGUAAGUCUAGAACCCCACACUGUGACGCUACAGAAGCAAGCAAACAUUUUAGGUUAUAUACAAAACUUCAAGAACAUCAUGAGCGAAUACGUGAAUUCACAGUACAAACUAACAACGAACGAAAUGGACAAAGUUGGUGUGAUUCUCGAAGAAUUUCUGCAAAAACUAGCAAAUGAUCUCAAAGAUGUUAUAGAAAAGGAUGGUGAUUGGGAAGCAAAGGAGAUAGAAGAUGGAAUGGACGAUGAGAAAUUUGUUGAAAUAAAGAAUAAAAUCAUGGAAGAGUUUCAAGAUAUACAAGUGGACGCUGCAGAUGAAAUGGUUUAUAGGCUACGGAAGAAUUUAUAUGAGACCCGACAGAAGUUGGAUGGAGUUAUUAGAGAUUCAGUUAGAGCUGUAGAAGAGUUUUCUUCUAGUGAAUGAAUUUUGAAGUUCAUUUGUGUGAAUUAAGGGAACGUAUUCAUGCUAUAUAUGCCAUUUUGUGUUAAUAAUGUUACCAAACGGUAAUUUUAAAGUAUAUUAAAUUGGUUUAUAUGUGUUGCUGCUAGUGCUUUAAGAUUUUAUCUCGACUCAAUUCAUGAUCAUUUGGUAGUAUUUAUACACAGAAAUAUCGACUUAAAAGUGUAAAGUUGUAUAACAUCAGCAGGUUCUUGCUCAUUA
This is a messenger RNA of Achroia grisella, 844 nucleotides long. RefSeq lists its product as uncharacterized. The record is from RefSeq and is a predicted model, not a curated record. The transcript has 2 exons. NCBI's taxonomy places the organism in Eukaryota, Metazoa, Arthropoda, Insecta, Lepidoptera, Pyralidae. Bases 107 to 607 code for a protein of 166 amino acids.